Myotis daubentonii (Daubenton's bat) is the source of this 8103-nucleotide messenger RNA. It is a transcript of the gene TTLL7, whose product is annotated as tubulin tyrosine ligase like 7. Gene Ontology annotation, cellular component: ciliary basal body. Gene Ontology annotation, biological process: microtubule cytoskeleton organization; protein polyglutamylation. Gene Ontology annotation, molecular function: tubulin-glutamic acid ligase activity; tubulin binding. NCBI's taxonomy places the organism in Eukaryota, Metazoa, Chordata, Mammalia, Chiroptera, Vespertilionidae. The record is from RefSeq and is a predicted model, not a curated record.
GGCAGCCACCUCCCCUUCGGUGGCGACAGCAGCUCCAGCUGCUGCGGGUCCAGCUCCGGGUCCCGAGCCGAGCCGUGGCUGCCGCGGGCGGUGGGCGGGCAGAGGCGAGCACCGGACGACCAGCUCAGGUGGCGGCUGCGGCGGCCGCCCGCCGAAACCGGGACCGCAGAGGGACCGCCUGCCGGAGGGAGGCGAGCACCUGGGCUGGGCUUUCCGCACCCUGGUAACUUCUUUUCCCAUAACUUCAGUGCCCUGAAACCCGAGUAUUCCACCAAGAUAAUAUGAUAGGCACUUUCCGUGGUUUGGAGCCAUAUCCUACUUAGACGAAUGCGGGCCUUCCAGAGGUCCUGAGAGCUUGGUACAGAGCACACACUGCUUGCUAGUUGGCGCGGCAAUAAUGCCAUCUCUGCCUCAAGAAAGAGUUAUUCAGGGGCCUUCUGCCUUGGAUCUGAAUACAGAGCUGCCUUUUCAAAGCACACUGAAAAGGAGAGUCAGAAAGAAGAAAAAGAAGGGAACAAUUACAGCCAAUGUUGCUGGGACAAAGUUUGAAAUUGUUCGUUUAGUCAUAGAUGAAAUGGGAUUUAUGAAAACUUCAGACGAGGAUGAAACGAGUAACCUGAUAUGGUGUGACGCCGCCGUUCAGCAGGAGAAGAUUGCAGAGCUGCAAAACUACCAGAGGAUCAACCAUUUUCCAGGAAUGGGGGAGAUCUGUAGGAAAGAUUUCUUAGCAAGAAAUAUGACCAAAAUGAUCAAGUCCCGGCCUCUGGAUUAUACCUUUAUUCCUCGAACAUGGAUCUUCCCUGCUGAAUAUACUCAAUUCCAGAACUACAUGAAAGAAUUGAAGAAAAAAAGGAAGCAGAAAACUUUUAUAGUAAAACCAGCUAAUGGUGCAAUGGGUCAUGGGAUUUCUUUGAUAAGAAAUGGUGACAAACUUCCAUCCCAGGAUCAUUUGAUUGUUCAAGAAUACAUCGACAAGCCUUUCCUAAUGGAAGGCUACAAGUUUGAUUUACGAAUUUACAUUCUGGUAACAUCAUGUGAUCCACUAAAAAUAUUUCUCUACCACGAUGGACUUGUGCGAAUGGGAACAGAGAAGUACAUUCCACCUAAUGAGUCCAAUUUGACCCAGUUAUACAUGCACCUGACAAACUACUCUGUGAACAAGCACAAUGAGCGUUUUGAAAGGGACGAGACGGAAAACAAGGGCAGCAAACGCUCCAUCAAAUGGUUUACGGAAUUCCUGCAAGCAAAUCAACAUGAUGUUGCCAAGUUUUGGAGUGACAUUUCAGAGCUGGUGGUUAAGACUCUGAUUGUGGCAGAGCCUCAUGUCCUGCAUGCUUAUCGGAUGUGCAGACCUGGGCAGCCUCCGGGGAGUGAGAGUGUCUGCUUCGAAGUCCUGGGAUUUGAUAUUUUGUUGGACAGAAAGCUAAAGCCGUGGCUUCUGGAGAUCAACAGAGCUCCGAGCUUUGGGACUGAUCAGAAAAUAGACUAUGAUGUAAAAAGGGGAGUGCUGCUAAACGCACUGAAGCUCCUCAACAUCAGGACCAGUGAUAAAAGGAGAAACUUGGCCAAACAAAAAGCUGAGGCUCAAAGGAGGCUUUAUGGUCAGAAUUCAAUCAAAAGGCUCUUGCCAGGUUCCUCAGACUGGGAGCAGCAGAGGCAUCAGCUGGAGAGGCGGAAAGAGGAGUUGAAAGAGAGACUUGUUCAAGUGCGAAAGCAGGUCUCUAAAGAACAACAUGAAAAUCGACAUAUGGGGAAUUAUAGACGAAUUUAUCCUCCUGAUGAUAAAACUCUACUUGAAAAGUAUGAAAAUUUGUUGGCUGCUGCCUUUCAGACCUUUCUUUCAGGAAGAGCAGCUUCAUUCCAGCGUGAGCUGAACAAUCCUUUGAAAAGGAUGAAGGAGGAAGAAAUUUUGGAUCUUCUGGAACAAUGUGAAAUCGAUGACGAAAAGUUGAUGGGCAAAACUUCCAUGCCUCGAGGACCAAAGCCUCUCUGUUCCAUGCCUGAGAGUACAGAGGUGAUGAGAAGACAGAAGUACUACAGCAGUGAUAGCAGUUAUGAUAGUAGUGACAGCUCUUCAGAAUCAGAUGAAAAUGAAGAGUACCAAAGUAAAAGAAGAGAAAAGCAAGUUACUUACAAUCUUAAACAGUCCAACCACUGCAAAAUAUUCCAAACAUCCAGUUCCAUAAGGCGUUCAUUCAGUUGCCCUCGGUCCAUCUCUUCUCAAUCACCUUGUAGUGCAGACAUCCGCCCUCUCUCUGCUCAACAAAUGAUGUCAGCAUCACGGACAACUUCAUCAUGUCGGUCACAUUCCUUAAACCGUGCUUCCUCCUAUGUGAGGCAUCUGCCUCAUAGUAAUGAUGCCAACUCUAAUUUUCAGAUGAGUGAGACUUUGCGGCAACCAAGAACAAAAGAACAAGAAGAGGAUCUAACAAGUCAGACCUUACUUGUUCUCAAGGACAUGAAGAUCCGUUUUCCAGGGAAAUCAGAUGCAGAAACACAACUUCUGGUAGAAGAUAUCCUUGAUAACUGGAAGUUUCAUAAAGCCAAAGUGGCUUCAUAUUGGCUCAUAAAAUUGGACUCUGUAAAACAACGAAAAGUUUUGGACAUAGUAAAAACAAAUAUUCGCACAAUUCUUCCACGCAUCUGGAAGGUGACUGAUGUCGAUGAACUACAUUUAUAUCGGAUUUUUAACCGGGUUUUUAAUCGCUUACUCUGGAGUCAUGGCCAAGGACUAUGGAACUGUUUCUGUGAUUCAGGAUCCUCUUGGGAGAGUAUUUUCAGUAAAAGCCCGGAGGUGGUGACUGCUUUGCAGCUCCAGUGUUGCCAGCGCCUGGUUGAACUAUGUAAACAGUGCCUGCUUCUGGUUUACAAAUAUUCAACGGAGACAAGAGGAUCAUUCUCAGGCAUUGGCACUGACUGGGGUAAUUCCAGGUAUUUACUACCAGGAUGUACACAAUUCUUCAUGAGAUCACCAGUCUACAACUUGAAAUACAGUUCACCUGGAAUGACUCGCUCCAAUGUUUUGUUUACAUCCAGAUAUGGCCAUUUGUGAAACAGAAGGGAAAAUUGCCAUGGGUUAUGCAUUAUAGCAAUUCAUUGCCCCCCUAAUGUAAACAUGCAAAGAAAGCAACCGUUAAGUGCUGUUUUAUGUAUAUAUGACAUAUAUAUGUGUGAAAUAUAUGCACACAUCACUCAAAUAAUAUAUUUAUUAUAUAAAAGAAUUAGAAAACUUGGAUAGAAGACUUAACCUUUCUGUAAAUGUAAUAAACCAUGUUAAUAUUGUUUACACAAUAUGUGAAUGUCUAGAAUUUGCUAGGUUUAUAAUUAAUACCUUCCUACUAGAAAUGGUAUUUUUGCUGCAGAGAAUAUGAAACAGAACUGAUCUUGGAGAUCUCACUACAGUGUUAAAUUAUUUUCUAGAUAACAUGCCUUUAACUUGAAUAAGCUCUAGUAGUGUAAUACCUUAUUCUCUUACAUAUAUAGUAGCCAUAUAAAAUGAAGAAAAAUUAGAAGCCUGGUAUUGCUUUGAUGAUAGGAUUAAGUAUAAAACGGGUUUAUCAUGACUAUAGCACACUGUAAAAUACUAUAAAAAUUUCAACUUGAUUCUUCAACAUUUUGUUCCUCUAUGUGGAAAUUUAGCUACUUAUGAUAAUGUAAAUUUUCAGUAAGGAUCUAGUGAGACCAUUUAAAUGAAAGACAAUCCAGUGAGUUAAGAAUAAACAAAACAUAAACUAGCUUUUAUUUUGACUUUUUAUCAGGAGUUACUAGUACAUAAAGGAAUAGAAAAUGAUGAUAAUGACAAAAAUCUUUUCAGAUGAUUUUUGUUAUACCACUCAUUUUUAUUUGGAACGUAUAUCUCCAAUGUGUAUACACAGUCAAAAACAUUUUCUUCUGUUCUUCAGCAGUAGAAGAGUUGACCUUUGAAACUCAUUUCAAUGUUAAUGUGUCACUUAUUUUAUAUGUCUUUCAAUGUUGAGACCAAAUUACAUUGCAAAGUCUAAUACAGUUUCACACUGCACCAUAGAAAAUAAUCUAAAAUGUUGCAAAUGGAGGAUUUUGAUUACUGGAUAUUAGUUGUGGUGUACCCUUAAGGAUUUUUAAAAAUCAAAAUAAAGUAUGAAAUUUCUUCUAAUUCAAAGUUAUCCUACCUAAUAAAGAGGUGAUAUGCAAAUUGACCAUCACUCCAACACACAAGAUGGCCACCCCCAUGUGGUCAAAGAUGGCUGGCAGGGGAGGGCAGUGUGAGCAACCAGGCCAGCAAAGGAGGGCAGUUGGGAGGGACCAUGCCUGCAGGGGAGGGCAGUUCGGGGGAACCAGGCCUGCAGGGGAGGGCAGUUGGGGGCAAUCGGGCUGGCAGGAGAGCAGUUAUGCAUCGAUCAGGCUGGCAAGGGAGUGGUUAGAGGGUGAUCAGGCUGACAGGCAGAAGCAGUUAGGGGCAAUCAGGCAGGCAGUCGAGUGGUUGAGAGCCAGCAGUCCUGGAUUGUGAGAGGGAUGUCUGACUGCCAGUUUAGGCCCAAUCCCACCAGAAUCGGGCCUAAACAGGCAGUCAGAGAUCCCUCGAGGGGUCCCAGAUUGGAAAGGGUGCAGGCUGGGCUGAGGGACAAACCCCUCUCUGUGCACGAAUUUUGUGCAUCAGACCUCUGGUUAUGCAUAAGUUUCAUAGCAGCUUCCAUUUCUUGCUUAGAGUUUCAAAAACAAUGAGUGAGCUUUCAGUUUUCCAUGAAAAUAUAAACAGUCAUUGACAUGUCAAUCCUUAGAAAUUGCAAUAUUCCCUUUUUAGAAGUUUGUUUAAACUUCUCCCCAAAGUUUUAUUUUCUCACAGACACUAUUUACAAAAUUCAUGAGUGUUUUACCUUUUUUUAUUAUCCUAAAAGCUAAUUCCAGUAAAUCAAGAAAUGGCCCAAAGCAGAAGGCGAACUGAGAGAGGCAAACUAGCCUGUUUUAAUUCACAAGCUGGAUAAUUGGCAACCCCAAGGUGUAAGUUAGAUAUACUUUGCUUUUAAAGCCAUAUUUUAUGACUGGGUUAGUAGUCUGUUCUUGGAAUUAUUGCUAGCUACUUCAUUGCUUAUGACUACCUAACAUCUAUAUUCCAAUAGAUACUUUUUCUUGCUAGAUGUAUCCCAAAGAAUAAUUUUUUAAUUAUCUUUGUGUAAAAAGAGAAUAAGGAUGUCAGGAGAAGGAAAUUACUGUGUAACCCCAAGUGUUUAUGACUCAAUUUUGUAAGUUCUUAAACAUGUGUUACAGAUUUCUUAGAAUAAAUAAUGCAAAAAAAUAGGGAUAUUACAAAAUCAUUAUAAGAAUAAUCACCAAGUAGCUGUUUUCAAGGAGUAUUUUUAGUCAUUUCUCUUUUAAAUUCAUGAUGUGUCCAUGAAUGAGACACAAUUUCAGGUGUCUGGUAUAUAAUAUCAACACAGUUUGUUGGCCACUCACUUGUAUUGGUUUAAAUAAAAGUGGUUAAUUUGCUAGAGCGAGUGCUUUGGAACUUUUGUCCUCAGUUGCACAGGAGUGCAAUUUUUAUUUAAGACAAAAAAAGAAUGUCCAACAUGGAGAUGUACCCUCUCCCCCUAGGAAACACACACACACUUAUAAUUUUUAAAACUAAGAGUAAAUUUAAUAUAUGAAAUGACCCAACUAACUGAUGAACACAUUUCAUUUCGGUAACUACUUAAGUCCUUUUUUGAGCACAAGAAUUUCAUUGCCCACAUUUGCCUAUUUAUAUUGAUCUAGUUUGAGAUGAUGAAGUUGUGAAAAAAGCCACGUACUCAUUAUGUAUAUAUACCACCUGGUAUGCAGUGGUCUAUGAUAGCUGUCCUGUUUAUUCCCUUUUGCGAAACUAAGAAGAGAAGAUACGCUAAUAAGCCAUGGAAGUCUCUAGAGGCCAUAUAAAUGUUUUAGAGGUAAAACAUAUUUUAUAGUGUUUAUUAUAAUUUUUUAUUAAUGGGGUUAAAUAUAUCAGUAUAAAUGAUAGUAUGGGUCUGACGCUCUCUCCUAGGAGAGAAAAAUCCAGAAGCUAUUCAAUUUUACCAGGAGUUUCUAUUAGUGAAUUUUAUUUAGUUAUGAUGAAAGCAUAUGGUUAUUUUGUUAUUAAGAAAAUAUCCAUGAUUGUUCUGUAAAUCUAGGGAUGGAAUGCUUUCCAGAAAUGUAUAUGAUUGGAAUAAUUUCCAGAAUUGUAUAAAAAGCAAUCAUUUUAUUUUAAAUCAUUUAUAUUUUAAAUCAGUUUUAUAUUCAGAUUACUUUUCAUUUGUAUACUCCAGCAUUGUAGAUUAGUUGCUAUUUGCAAUCUGUAGGAGGAAAUCAUUAUGAUUAUUUUUACUAGUAAAACAAAUUUUAUUUUACUAUCAUUUAUUUACCUUGUAUGUAUAAAAAUGAAGUUAUAACAGAAUCAGAUACGGUAAUGGCAGCAGUAGCCUCUGACUAUAACAUGGUUGAAUAACACUAGUUAAAAGAUGCAAAGAUAUUUAUACAUUUUUGUAGAUUUAAAUACACAAGCAUUUCUAUUAAUUCCUCUCCCCUAAAACUAAAAUGAACCAAACUCAAAUGACCCCAACCUUCUAUAUAGCUAGAUGACAGUGGGUUCCAGACAUUAAGAAAAAUAUUUCAUCCUCAUUCUUUUUAAUUUGAAAAGUGCGUGAUUAUAGAAUUUUGUUAUCCAAAUGGAAAUAUCAGAUGCUUUCAUGUAAAUUAAUCCAAAUGUUUUCUUCUUUAGCCUGCCAAAGCCAUUUUGUUUAAAAAUUCUCUUGAAAUCUAAACAUACACAUUACAUGACCUUUUAAAAAGUACCAAAAAUUAAUAGUUGCAUAAAUGGUAUUAUUUCUAGUUUUCUAUAAAGCAGUGAUUCAUUCAAAAUGUAUAUUCUUUAAAAUAUAAUAGCAGAUACUUUGAGAAGAAUGACAAAAUGCUUUUCUGUUCUAUUCCCUACUGCUGCUUUACAUUUUGAAUCUUAGUUAAUUUGAUUAUAAGGGUUAAACAAUAAAAAUGUGACCACAAUUAAUGUAUUUCUGUGACUUGAAAAUUUGCUUUCCUCUUUAAAUUGAGACAUUACAUUUUUCAAUAACUGAAUUAGUUAUUUACAUAUUUUGGGCUAAUAUUACUUUUGAAUAGAUUUAAAAUGUAGAAAUAUAUGAUCAAUAUUUUAUUCCUUACACUGUCCUCCCUUCCUCUCUCCCUCCCUCCCUCUCUCCCUCCCUUCCUUUCUCCCUCCCUUCCUUUAUUUCCCUUUCUUUUUUUCUUAAACUUUAAGUUCUCUUUAAGGUUUUGAGGUAUGGAUAAAGUCAAGAAAAGAAAAAUCCUCAGUGACAAUAAAAGAUUAUGUGUCACUGGAUCUAGUUCAGUUUGCUGAGAUUUUUAGGAAUCAGGUUGAAGUCUCUAGGCCUAAAAAGCAUUACUUGUCUGGACCCAUGUGAACCAAGGUUAUUAGCUAUAGUCUUGAAACCAAAAAUUGGUAUAUUAAAACUUAUUUCACACUUUGAGAUUGCUAUCGUGUGUGUGUGUGUGUGUGUGUGUGUGUGUGUGUGUGUGUGUGUGUUUGCUUUGUCAUAAAUGGGUAUAUGGCAUAUUGAAGGAAACUAUUCAGGUAACACAUUCUGCAUUAACUGGGCUCUAUUAUCCAAGAAUUGCAAAAUAAAGCUUUAAUUUCCCCCACAAACUAACUUUAAAUCUGCUGGUAAAGUCAUCAUUCAAUAGACCAAUAUUUUCCAAAUUAGUAAGAAAACUUACCUUACAAAAGUAGUCAGAUAAUGCCGAUAUUUCUCUUUCAAAGGCUAACAAUGACAGGACAGUUCUUGGUCUAGAGCUGGUCAGUUCAUACAGGAACUAAUGCACUUUCUACAGCAUUGAAUAUUCAUAGCUUUGCUGAAGAUUCUGGGCUUGGAGAUUAACUUGAAAGCUAUCCAUUUGCUACCAUGAAUCAUGGCUCAAAUUAUCCUCAUGUGCUUUACUACCUGUAUAUAAAUGCAAAUGCUGUUACAGAAAAUAUGCUUGAAAUGUCUACACAAUGUGCAAUUAGUGUGGCCUUGCCAUGCUUCAGCAUGUGCUAUCUGUAUGGUGAACUUAUUUCAAUUACUCAGAUAUGUUACUAUAAUAAAAAAUGUUUAACCUAAGAAA